CGUACCCGGCCAGAGAUAUAAAACGACGCGCGAGCCGCCGGGCGCAAGCACUGAAGCGCCAUGAAAGCGAGCCUCAGCCUCGCGCUACUGUUAGUCGCUGUCCUGGGCACGGCAGCCAGCCACCGGCAUCCCGAGCUCCGGACCAACGAAAUCGACCAUGAGAUCGAGAGCGAGCCCAAACUGCUGGUCGACUGUCAGCACAGCGACUAUCGCGCCUACAUCAAGUGCCUGAAGCGCGAGAAGAGGCAGCACCACGGCUCGGGUUUUGGUAACACGCGAGUCUGCCUGGACGAGUGCUUCGAGCAGAAUUGCACCAACGCCACGUGUCUACGCGAAUGCCACUCGCACUGCAGGAAACGCCUUGUCGAGACCUACUCCAAGACCGUGGAGACGUCCUUCGAUUGCGCGAAUGGCGAGUGCGCGGAGACUCGUGGUUCCAACUCACCCAACAUCACCACCAUCGUCAACAUCACCAAUCUCGUGCCCAAUGCCACGAGCUGCGCGGAUGCUGAGCUCAACUGCCACAAGCACUGCAACCAGGGCGAUGGCAAAUGCGGCGCUAAUGACGAGAGCAAAUGCUCGCACGGGGAUACUAAGUGCGGCCGAGAUGACGGAGAUAGGAGCGAGGAGAAGCGGAAACCCGAGGCCUUGCCGAAAAUCGACAUCAACAACGUCAUCAAUAAUCAGUUCGGCCCGGGAUUUUACCCGGGCGCUGAUUGCGCCUGUCCCGGUUGCAAUUGCUAUGCGUACAAUCCUUGGCAAUCAUCGCCUCAAAUUACAAUUGGCAUCGGAGGUGGACCGAUCGGAGGCUGUAUAUAUCCAAUGCCAUGGCCGUGCUUCCAAAGAUUCCCGAAUAAUCUAAACUUACAGACACCAGCCAUCGACUGCGCAGUUUGCAACAAUCCUUUCUUGCGCUAUCGAUGCGAUCCCUCCUGCGCUCAGGAUCCUCGAAGAAAUUACACUCAGUCAACAAUGGGACCGCCCUUGACGUCGACUCCCUCGUACAAAUGGAUGAAAAAACAGCAAUGAGGCGCAAGUUAUCCGAAAAGAAUUAUCCAUUA
Messenger RNA from Ceratosolen solmsi marchali, 1061 nucleotides. RefSeq lists its product as uncharacterized. The record is from RefSeq and is a predicted model, not a curated record. The coding region runs from base 61 to 1029 and encodes 322 amino acids. NCBI's taxonomy places the organism in Eukaryota, Metazoa, Arthropoda, Insecta, Hymenoptera, Agaonidae. The transcript is spliced from 5 exons.